AUGGCCCUCGUCUCCUGGGAUCCUUGCGUGCCUAAGCGCUACUGCUCCAGGAACUCUUCUAAGUUGAGGCAAUUGCCAGAGAAUUCCCAGGUGAUUGGUCUUCUCAACGUAGACCGCGACAACGGUGUAGAUAUCUUGCAAAACAUCACCGAACUAAUACUUGAAGGAAAUGAGUAUCAAGUCAACGAGAGCACUAGCCCCUUCUCAUACUCCUCACAGGAAAGUUUCAGAACUUACAACCCUAUCAAUCCACCCACAACUGGCAUUGUGGACACAAGGGUAAUGGUGGAUGGAUGUGACGACGAUGCCACCUGCAUUGCUGAUUAUAUACUUUCUAGUGACAUUAACUUGGCUAAGAGCACACUAGCAUCCAAACGAGACCUCAACAUGAGCACCAAUACUGUCGCUCGUACUCCACCAACAAUCUCAAUGAGUCGAACUGCCUUGCAUGGUACAUAUCAAGCAGCUAGCACAGUUACUGUUGUCUCAUCUCCAAGAGCUGGGUUGACGAUCAUGAGCAUCAAUUACACAGCUAAUGGUAUCACCGUGUCUGCUCAGAGAGUAUCCCCCAGUUCACUGGUCUUGUCAUGGACUCCUACUGAGAGGCAUCUCAAUGGCAGUGUGUCACUACAUGUGACAGCAGCCGACAGCAAUGGUGACAUCGCUACCAUGACAAUUCCAGUUGCUCUGUGCAGCUGCUAUGGAACUUGUCAGCCACUUACGUCCAUUUCUCUGACAGAACCCUUCACUCAACUGGGCUGUGCCUCUUGUGAAGCUGGUCGCACUGGUUCUAACUGUGACGAGGAUCUGGACAGCUGUAUUACAUCACCAUGUUCUAGUUCACUACACACGUGUACUGAUAUCCCGCUGCCUGGAGAUGGCUUCACCUGUUCAUGUCGCGCUGGUUUCACGGAGAGCAAUGGCAACUGCCUCGAUGUGAACGAAUGUGUAACUGGCGGUGGCCACAACUGUCCACAAGGCCGCAGCUCAUGCACCAACACAGCAGGCUCCUAUCUAUGCCAGUGUUCGGCUGGCUACACAGGCGAUAACUGUCUAGAUAUGGACGAAUGCAGUUUAGAUGUGAACGACUGUAUACGUUCGAGGGGUUCAUGUAUUAACACGGCUGGAAGUUACGAGUGUGUUUGCCCGGAAGGUUUUGAAGGCACUGGAAGACAGGAUUAUGGUGGUUGUGAUGUUGUUCAAUGUAGAACACCUAAGAUUACCAAUGGAAAAAAGAACACAUCACGUAUACUUUAUGGAGAUACCGCUCGAUAUGCUUGUGAUGAUGGCUUUCGUCUACUCGGUGAUGGAUCACCAAACUGCACUGCAGAGGGCAAGCUGACAUCACUACCUAAAUGCGUUUAUGAUGGAUGUGCCGACGGAUCCCACCAGUGUGACCAGAAUGCUGGCUGCAAAAAGGCUGAAAAGGGAAACUCACACGUUUGCACCUGUCAACCAGGUUUUACAGGAGAUGGACUAACCUGUGCACCAUUUGAUGGAUGUGCCGAGGGAUCUCACCAGUGUGACCAGAAUGCUGUUUGCAGAAAGAUAGCGAAGGGAAACUCAUCAUACGUUUGCACCUGUGAACCAGGUUUUAAAGGAGAUGGUCUCUCCUGUAUAGUAUGGUUUCUCUACCACGAACAGUAUGGUUUCCUCUACCACGAACAGUAUGGUUUCCUCUACCACGAACAGUAUGGUUUCCUCUACCACGAACAGUAUGGUUUCCUUUACCACGAACAGUGUGGUUUCCUCUACCACGAACAGUAUGGUUUCCUCUACCACGAACAGUAUGGUUUUCUCUACCACGAACAGUAUGGUUUCCUCUACCACGAACAGUAUAGUUUCCUCUACCACGAACAGUAUGGUUUCCUCUACCACGAACAGUAUGGUUUCCUCUACCACGAACAGUAUGGUUUCCUCUACCACGAACAGUAUGGUUUCCUCUACCACGAACAGUAUGGUUUCCUCUACCACGAACAGUAUGGUUUCCUCUACCACGAACAGUAUGGUUUCCUCUACCACGAACAGUAUGGUUUCCUCUACCACGAACAGUAUGGUUUCCUCUACCACGAACAGUAUGGUUUCCUCUACCACGAACAGUAUGGUUUCCUCUACCACGAACAGUAUGGUUUCCUCUACCACGAACAAACCAUUGCCUAG
Messenger RNA from Sycon ciliatum, 2160 nucleotides. RefSeq names its product slit homolog 1 protein-like. The record is from RefSeq and is a predicted model, not a curated record. Gene Ontology annotation, molecular function: calcium ion binding. The transcript has 11 exons. Bases 1 to 2160 code for a protein of 719 amino acids. NCBI's taxonomy places the organism in Eukaryota, Metazoa, Porifera, Calcarea, Leucosolenida, Sycettidae.